AUGGGUAAGCACUCCAGAUCUUGUCGCUAGAUCAGGCCGGAAUCACGUCGGAGAUACUUGUCCAUUGCUACUUUUCGUCCAACCAUGCCGGGUUCUUGUGUCGUUUGCAGGUAUUUCCCGGGAUUCCAUGCACAAGAGGCGCGCGACCGGAGGGAAGAAGAAGGCAUGGAGGAAGAAGCGAAAGUAAGUUCUCGAAGACUUCUUAUUUUUUUCUGUUACCUUCCCUCAGAUUCACCGGCUUUCAUUCCAGAUUUCUCGUGGUGAAGUAGAGGUUGAUCGAGUUUAGCGGUGAUUCGGGCUCACUGUUCUUGUUUUUUGGUAUUCUGAUCCGUGCUGGUGACAUUUUUAAGGUACGAGCUAGGGCGUCAGCCGGCGAACACGAAGCUGUCGAGCAACAAGACCGUGAGGCGAGUGCGUGUGAGGGGAGGCAACGUCAAGUGGAGGGCGCUGCGUCUGGACACUGGGAACUACUCAUGGGGUAGCGAGGCGGUGACCCGGAAGACCCGUAUCCUGGACGUGGUCUACAACGCGUCCAACAACGAGUUAGUGCGAACGCAGACACUCGUGAAGAGUGCCAUUGUUCAGGUCGACGCUGCCCCUUUCAAACAGUGGUAUCUCCAGCAUUAUGGCGUCGACAUUGGGAGGAAGAAGAAGACCCCUGCGGUAGCCGCCAAGAAGGAAGCCACUGAGGUAUCCUAUUCAUCGUUCAUAUCCUGUUCCUCUGUAACCGGUGAAUAUAUAGAUUUUUGCCGUCAGUCUCCUUAUCCUGCAAUGUUUUGAACUCUAUCGUAGUUUAUUUUCCCAUUCAUGAGCGAUUUAAUUUCUGCGGUGCUCGUAUUGUUUUGUUGAAACUCAGAGGCAGUGAUGAUUUUGUCCUGGAACCUUACUUUCAUGUUUACUACUCUCCUCCCAAAUCUCACAAUUAUGUUUUCGUGGAUUGCCCAUUUCUUGAUUGAACGCAGACGUGGAUAAAUUGAAUAUGUAAUAUGCAUUUCGAGCAUCAGCCCCAUCUCUUGACUGGCUCUUGUCGAGCUAUGUCGUAGGAUGACCCCUAAUCAACUCUUCCUCUCUUCCUUCGCCAGAAAUCAGCUUUUCUUCACUGUGUCCUUAUCAACUUUUCCUCUCUUACUUUGCCGGAAACCAACUGUUCUUCAUUGUAUCGUAAUCAACUUUUCCUCUCUUUCUUCGGCGUAAAUCAGCUCUGGUUCAUUCUGUCCCUGAUGAACUUUUCACGCAACAUUUCUCCCGGCGAAGUAGUUUUUCCCCUUUGUGCUGUGGGGUUGUAGAGCUGCAUAUAAAUCCCAACCAGUGUUGCUUCGCAUCUCGCUUGUGAACGGCUUCUAUUAGGCGACCUAUUCUUCCUUGGAGUUUUCUAGCAUCUGGAGGAUCAAUAUCUUCCUCUCCUGCUUGAAUAGACAUAGUGCAUUAUUGGGCGAGCCAACUUUCUGUCUCUCUAUUCUGAUCUAUCCAUCCAUAGCUGCCUAAUUUCACCCCCGAUAAUCCCGGUUCUAAGCCUCUGAAACAUGUAGUGGGUGCCAUUUUCUAGCUGUCUUCAUGUAUGAGAUUUAUAGAGAAGAAAUUAUCCGGUAGUUUGGCAUUAGAGACUGACUGCUGCAUCAUUGUCGAAUUUAAUCGAGAAGAUGGAACGGGUUUCUCGGUCUUGGAAAGUAGGCAUGAAUGUCCGUGAUCGUCAUUCUAGUAGGAAAGAUUGCAGGGGAGGGAGAAAACUUCUGACGGUUCUUCCCUUGUGGAGUAAUUUGAAGCCGGCCAUGCGUUCCAGAUUUUCUUACCAUAAUUGAGGAUGAACUGGUCUUGUUCUACAUUUCGUUAAAUCAGUAGCUUUUCAUCGGCCUGCUGAUCAUUGAUUUAUCUCGGAUAAUCUUUCCGGACAGGAGGGCGAAGCCGCCGCGGAGGAAGGCAAGAAGAGCAACCAUGUCACUAGGAAGCUGGAGAAGCGGCAGCAGGGCCGCACCCUCGACUCCCACAUCGAGGAUCAAUUCAGCAGCGGGAGGCUGCUGGCCGCCAUCUCUUCCCGCCCCGGCCAGUGCGGCAGGGCCGAUGGGUGCGGCCUCCAAAAUCAGACCCAGACCCUCUCUCUCUCUCUCUCUCUCUCUCUCUCUCUCUCUCUCUCUCUCUCUCUCUCUCUCUCUCUUCCUUCUGACUUCCGAUUCUAUUCUGGUCUCGUUUUAUUGACUCAGUUGAUUCCCUCGCAGGUACAUCCUGGAAGGUAAGGAGCUGGACUUCUACGUGAAGAAGCUGCAGAAGAAGAAGGGCAAGGGUGGAGCCAGCGCCGCCUAG
Messenger RNA from Spirodela intermedia, 2298 nucleotides. Lineage: Eukaryota; Viridiplantae; Streptophyta; Magnoliopsida; Alismatales; Araceae. The record is from the annotation of a GenBank genome assembly.